AUGAGCGUAGGAGUUGAUUAUGACCUUAUUAACUGGCUAACUGAAAUAACUGAACCACCAAUAUUGAAAAAAGUUUCUUACGAAUUACUGGAGUCUUUCUUCAACCAAGGAGAAGAAAACCGUAUAGCUUUCUUGCUUUUAUCUUGUCACACCCAGGCCGUCGAGAGGGCAGUAAAAACUGUGAUUGAAGCUGCGGGAGUCUUGGGUUCAAAAUCAGCACGUGAAGGUUUUAUAAAAACGCAGACUGAGCCUCGCAAACUUAUGUCUAAAUUUUGA
Molecule: messenger RNA, 276 nt
Organism: Parnassius apollo (apollo)
Lineage: Eukaryota; Metazoa; Arthropoda; Insecta; Lepidoptera; Papilionidae
Source: the annotation of a GenBank genome assembly